UCUCGGCUCGCCCGGUCGCCAGGCUGCGCGGCGGGACCGGAGGGCGCGGGCCAGGAGGCGGCGGCGGAGUCUGGGCCGGGCUGCCUGGGGCGCCCAAGCGCCGUACGCCCAGCGAGUCGCGGGGCAGCCAUGGCAGAGGCUGCGCUGCAGCAGCUGUCGCUGCCCUCGGGGCUGCUGGAACUGUGCGCGCUGCUGGGAGCCUCCCGGGACAGCCUCCGCGGCCUGGAGCAGGUUGCCCAGAGAAAGGGACUCAAAAAUCUUUCUUCUCUUGAUCCAGAGGUUCUGUCUGUUUUUGUGCCUCCUUUUGUCAACAAAGAGGACAGUCAAAUGGCCGGUGCCAACUGUGCCACUCUGGGUAAAGGCAGACGGCGCUCCUUCAGGAAGAAGAGGGAUAGGCCCAAGCCGGAGCACUGGAAGGGGCUCCCGGGGGACCCCAAAGUGCCGGACUCCGAGGACGUCAGUGUCCCGGGUGGCGUGGACCUCCUCGCCCUGCCCCAGCUGUGCUUCCCAGGGGGCAUGUGUGUGGCCUCUGAGCCCAAGGAGGAUCGGGUCCACUUCCUGGUGCUGACCGACAUCUGUGGGAACAGGACCUAUGGCGUGGUUGCCCAGUUCUACCGGCCCCUGCACGAUGAGUACUGUUUCUACAACGGAAAAACACACUGGGAGUCAUCCCGGCCGACCUCGAGCGCUGCUGGCUGCUUCGUGCCCUUUGCGGUGUGUGUGGUCUCCAGAGUCCCCUAUUACAACUCCCUGAAGGACUGCCUCUCCUGUUUAUUGAUUCAUCUGAAGCUCUGUAAAGAUUUUGAAGUUGACAACCCUAUAAAAGAUUUUGCUGCAAAACUUUCUUUGAUACCCAGUCCACCACCUGGACCACUCCAUCUGAUCUUCAACAUGAAGCCUCUACAGAUCGUGUUUCCUUCACGGGCUGACCCCGAGAGCCCCGUCAUCGACCUGGACCUGCACCUACCUCUGCUGUGUUUCCGCCCUGAGAAGGUGCUGCAGAUCCUGACGUGCAUUUUGACGGAACAGCGGGUCGUGUUCUUCUCCUCGGACUGGGCGCUGCUGACGCUGGUGGCCGAGUGCUUCAUGGUGUACCUGCACCCCCUGCAGUGGCAGCACACCUUUGUGCCCAUCCUGUCCGACCAGAUGCUGGAUUUUGUCAUGGCGCCCACGUCCUUCCUCAUGGGCUGCCAUCUCGACCACUUCGAAGAAGUCAGCAAGGAAGGUGAUGGCUUAGUUCUGAUAAACAUCGAUCAUGGCAGCAUCACCUACUCUAAGUCCUCGGACAACGACAUUCCCGACAUCCCUCUGCUGGCCGCACAGAUGUUCAUUCAGAGGAUCCAGGGCCUCCAACUCCACCAUGAGCUGCAGCUGGCUCACUGCAGCUCCAGCACGGACCUGAAUGAGGGCCAAGCCCGCAGACGGGCCUGGCAGCAGCAACUCAACUCCCAGAUCCAGCAGGCGACCCUGCAGCUGCUUGUCAGCAUCUUCAGGGAAGUGAAGAAUCAUUUAAAUUAUGAACAUAGAGUAUUUAAUAGUGAAGAAUUUCUCAAAACAAGGGCUCCAGGGGACCAGCGGUUUUAUAGACAGGUGUUGGACACCUACAUGUUUCAUUCUUUCCUUAAAGCCCGGCUCAGUAGGAGGAUGGAUGCCUUUGCUCAGAUGGACCUGGACACCCAGUCUGAAGAGGACAGAAUAAACGGGACGCUUAUAAGUCCACGAAGACCGACGGUUGAGAAAAUAGCCUCGAGGAAGCCCUCGGCCCUGCACGCCGCCUACCGGCGCAUGGUGGUCAGCAUGCCCAACCUGCAGGACAUAGCCACCCCCGAGCUGGUGCCCAGGAACUCGUCACUGCGGCUGCUGGACACUGCGGGCUGCAGGGACAGCAGCACAGUUCUGCAUGAAGCCCCUAAGCCCACGUACACAUUCAAGAUUCCAGAGAUCCACUUCCCCUUGGUGGGCCAGUGUGUCCAGGUGUAUUACGCUGACUUCGUGGAGCUGCUGAGUAAGGCCAUGAGCUUUCUGGCCCCUGAGAACUCUGUGCUCCUGGCCAGGUACUCCUACCUGCGAGGACUUGUGUAUCUGAUGCAAGGACAGCUGCUGAAUGCCCUCUCGGAUUUCCAGAAUCUGUACAAAACAGAUAUACAGAUUUUUCCCGCUGACCUGGUUCGGAGGACGGUGGAGUCUCUGUCCGCUCCUGAGCGCACCCAGGCUGAGCGGAUGCCUGAGCUGAAGAGGCUCCUUAGCCAGGUCCUGGAUGGGCCGGGAGAGUCUCCAAAGACAGACGACCACGUGAAGAACUUCGAGCUUCCCAGGAAGCACAUGCAGCUGGAGGACUUCGUGAGGAGGGUGCAGGAGUCGGGCAUCGUGAAGGACGCCCAUGUCAUACACCGGCUGUUUGAGGCGCUGACUGUAGGGCAGCAGAAACAAAUUGACCCAGAGACAUUCAGAGAUUUCUACAACUGCUGGAAGGAGACGGAGGCUGAGGCCCAAGAGGUCAGUCUGCCUUGGCUGGUGAUGGAACAUCUGGACAGAAACGAGUGCGUUUAUAAGCUGUCAACUUCCGUCAAGACAAGCCUAGGCGUCGGCAAGAUCGCCAUGACCCAGAAGCGCCUGUUCCUCCUGACGGAAGGGAGACCGGGCUAUGUGGAGAUUUCCACCUUCAGAAAUAUAGAGGAAGUCAAAAGUACCACAGUUGCUUUUCUACUUCGGAGAAUACCUACUUUGAAAAUUAAAAUGGUGUCCAAGAAAGAAGUCUUUGAAGCCAACCUUAAAACAGAGUGUGACCUUUGGCACCUGAUGGUGAAGGAGAUGUGGGCAGGGAAGAAGCUGGCCGAUGAGCACAAGGACCCUCAGUACAUCCAGCAAGCGCUGACCAACGUGCUGCUGAUGGACGCUGUGGUCGGUACACUGCACUCGCAAGGGGCUAUUUAUGCUGCCUCCAAGUUAUCUUACUUCGACAAGUUGAAGCAUGAACUGCCCAUGGCAGUCCCAAAGACAACCUCGGAAACACUGAAGCACAAGAUCAAUCCUUCCGCUGGGGAGACAGCCCCGCAGGCCAUCGACGUCUUGCUAUACACGCCAGGGCACCUUGACCCAGCAGAGAAAGUUGAAGACGCUCACCCCAAACUAUGGUGCGCCCUGAACAACGGCAGAGUCAUUGUGUACGAUGCUUCCUCCUGGACAGUCCACCAGCACUGCUUCAAAGUGGGCACUUCCAAACUGAACUGCAUGGCGAUGGUGGAGCACAGCCAGGUGUGGAUGGGCUCGGAGGACUCCGUCAUCUACAUCAUCAACGUCCACAGCAUGUCAUGCAACAAGCAGCUCACGGAUCACCGCUCCAGCGUCACGGGCCUCCUGGUGCCCAGCGUGCAGAUGGUGCCCAGGGAGGUUUAUUCAUGCAGCCUGGACGGGACGGUGCUGGCAUGGAAUGUGAGCACGCUGCGGGUGACCAGCCGGUUCCAGCUGCAGUGCGGAGGCCUCACGUCCAUCAGACUGCACAGCGGCCGCCUGUGGUGCUGUGCAGGUAACAGCAUCCUGGCUGUGACCACCAGUGGCUUUCUCCGUCAGGAGGUGAAGAUGGAGGAGAACUUUAAGGAGAUGGGCACACCCUUCCUGGCCUUCCAGAUCCUCCCCGAGCAGGAGCAGCUGUGGGCGGCCUGUGCAGGGCGCAGUGAGGUUUACAUCUGGAGUCUGAAGGACCUGGCCCAGGACCCCCAGAGGGUGCCCCUCCAAGACUGCUCUGAUAUCAGCUGCAUGAUCAGGGUGAAGAAGCAGAUCUGGGUGGGCAGCAGAGGGCUGUCUCAGGGGAAGCCCAAAGGGAAGAUCUACGUGAUCGAUGCCGAGACGAGGUGUGUUGAGAAGGAGCUGGUGGCACACGCAGAUGCCGUGCAGACCCUGUGCUCGGCCGAGGACAGAUAUGUGCUGAGCGGGUCAGGUGGGGACGAGGGCAAGAUUGCCAUCUGGAAGGUGGAGUAGACACGGUGAACAUGUUCUGUGAGCGAGGACCAUGGGCUUCUCACCUGCUGUCUGCAGCUUCCCAGGGGCAGGCGCCCCAGGGGGCUGGGAGGAGGCAAAGCACGCCCUAUGUCACAUGCCCUGCGUCCCCCAGGAGGUGACGCACGCCCCGCGGAGCACAUCCCCUUCUGGGCUGUGAUGAGCAGCCACCACACACCCUCUCUCCGACAAUCCCGCUCUCUGGUCAAACUGCACCAAGAGAGUGAUGUUGGGCUCCUCAGCGAAGAGCUCUCCUCAUUUGCGAUGACCUCUGCUGAGAAGCUACUUCCUCUGUUGUCUACAAGGUUCCAGAACCCACCACCAGGGGCCAGCAGUGCGGCUGAAUCACAUGUGACCUUCAUGCCUCCAGCCCUGCCCUUCCUUUAGCUCCUCCCUCAUUCACUCACCUGGUCCUUCCUAAUGGCCAGGGCAACAGAGCUCUCUGGCCUCCCACGGACACCUUGUUCCUGGAGUAUUUUACCAUAACCACUUUGUGGUCUGUACACUGUCAGAGCAGGUGACCCCCACCCAGGGAAGAUGACAACGGUCAGGUGUGUCCACACAGGGGUUGGGUCAGCUCAGGUGAGCUCUGCCUUGGAUUUUUCUCCUUAUUUUAGAGACAGGAUAUUGCUGUGUUUCCCAAGCUGGAUUCAAGCUCCGGGGCUUAAGCCAUGCUCCUCCCUCAACCUCCCAAGCAGCCGGGACUACAGGCACGUGCUACCAUAUGUGGUUUCUUUUUAAUUAAUAUGAAAAUGUUUAUAAUGAAGAGCCCCUGAGGCCUGGUGCGGGGCUCACACCUAUAAUCCCAGUGUCCUGUCAUCCUCUGAGGCAGGAGGAUCACUGGAGACCAGGAGUUUGAGACCAUUCUAAGAAAGAGCAAAACCCCAUCUCUACAUUCCAGCUACUUGGGAAGCUGAGCUAGUUGGAUCGCUUGAGUCUAGAAGUUUGAGUUUGCAGUGAGCUAUGAUGGUGCCGCUGCACACUCCAGCCAUGGUGAUAAAGUGAAACUCUCAAAAGAGAACUUUCUUCCUACCAAAGACCACAAAAGGUUCCAUCCAUCAUAAAUAGCAUGUGGGAUUUGGUUUUCCAGGAAAGACAUUAUCAGGUCCCGGUGUACAUGUCAGUCCCAUUAGCAUCUCGUGUGUGUGUUGUAUGUAUACAAUGCUUAAUUUAACUGGAAAAGAUACUAGCUGAAAAUAACUGUUUGCAAACCAGAGCCUUUGCACAUUUUUACUAUAAUAUCAAGACUACAUUCUUUAAAUGUUCUGCAAGGAGGGUCUUGGCUGGUUGUGAGGGCGCGUGGCCUGCCCCUGCGAAGCCACCCCCAAGCUGGACCUUAGACCCCGCUGGACCCUCCACACAGAGUCUUUAGGACUCAGUGCCCGAUCCUGCUCACCCUGCAGGUCUCAGAGGGCGGGGCAGGCACAGCGCCAGCUUCUGGGCACUUGGGGUGCCCUAGAUGAAAGCGUGGACCCCAGCCUCUGUGGGGCCUAAAUUGUGGUGAAUCCACAUUGCUGAGACUUUCCCCCAGGUCUGGCUUUAUGUAGCCCUUCACUUCUUGGGGCAUCUUGGGGACGGUGUGGGGAACAGCUGCUAUGCUCCUCAGGACUGGGCUGGCAGGAAAGGGUGAAAGGUUGAGUUUUGCUUUUGUAAAUAUAUGAAUACUCACAAUAAAAGUGUAUCAAGAUACAUUUAUAAAUUAUUUAACGACAAUCCAUGUGUAACCUGGCAUUUCCAGCUUGUGGAUAAUAAAUUCUUUAGGAAUAAUAAACUCUUUAGGAGCACCGAUAUCCAGUUUCCUCACUUCAUCCACGUGAGAGGUGGAAGAGCUCCUGGCGAGUCCAGCACCAUUCUGAGUUUGCUCUUAUUUCAAAGCACCAAUCAAGUUAUUUCAAUGCAGACUUUUCAUUUCUAUUACCCACAGUACUUUCUAAGAUCUUAUUUUACACUGACUAUGUUGGAAACACCAGUGUUUCUAGGCAAUGGUUGUUUGUAUAAAUGAGGUGAACGGUGGAGUUAACGGGAAAUGGGCUGGAGCCAAGGCAGGUUCUGUGCUUACUGAAACGGGAGGGCACUUUGAUCCUUGGUUUGCCCCCCUCUGCUUUGGAGAGAUCCCAUCCUGAAUGCUUUGUCCGGGAAAGGACCAAGUGAGCUGGAGUUCACAUUCACUAAACAGACUGUGAUGCCUUCCAUG
Messenger RNA from Nycticebus coucang (slow loris), 6190 nucleotides. RefSeq names its product DENN domain containing 3 (gene DENND3). Gene Ontology annotation, molecular function: protein binding. Gene Ontology annotation, biological process: regulation of Rab protein signal transduction. Bases 130 to 3978 code for a protein of 1282 amino acids. The record is from RefSeq and is a predicted model, not a curated record. Gene Ontology annotation, cellular component: cytoplasmic vesicle. Lineage: Eukaryota; Metazoa; Chordata; Mammalia; Primates; Lorisidae. The transcript has 23 exons.